AUGCUUAAUAGUACUUUUGGCUUUCGGCUGGAGCGGCUUGGUUUGGUGAUGGAAGAUUCCGCUGCUCAAGAGCUGUGCUGUGUCCCAUCAAGAAUUUCCAAAGAUGAAGAGCAGGAAGAGAUUGCUGGUGAUCUCAAAGGAUCAGUGAGACAGGAAGAGCAAAAGGCAGAGAUUAGGAGGAAUCUGUCUGACUUCCAGGCAGAAGAUCCUUGUCAAAACCUAAUCCAGAAACAGGAGAAAAAGAACAAAAAUCCUUCAGGUAGAAGGACAUUGAUUUCUAAAUUCAAACUCGACUUGCACCACAGAAUUUAUACAGAGGAGAAACUCUAUCAAUGUUCAGCAUGGACCAAGAGCUCAAACUUUGUUUCACAUCAAGAAAUCCAUCCAAGUGAGACAUCAGAUAAUUGCUUGGAACAUGGAAAGAACUUUCUUCAGACAGGUGAUCUUUUGCCUUAUCAAAGAAUUUACGGAGAAGAGAAAUUAUUUAAAUGUUCAGAGUGCGGAAGGCAGUUCAAUCAGAGUGUCUCUCUGGCCCGACAUCAGCAAUUACACACGGAAGAAAGACCAUACCGAUGCUUGGAGUGUGGAAAGAGUUUCGGUAGGAACACUUCCCUUAUUUCACAUAGGAGAAUUCACACUCGGGAAAAACUGUACAAGUGCUCUGAGUGCGGAAAGAGCUUUAGCCACACCGCGCUCUUAAGUCGGCAUAAAAAAAUCCACUCGGGAGAGAAGCCGUACUUGUGCUCGGAAUGUCCCAAGACGUUCAACACGAGCGCCGGUCUUGUUUCUCAUAAGAGAAUUCACACGGGGGAAAAACCGUACGUGUGUUUUGAGUGUGGAAAAUGCUUUCGGCAGAGGACGCACCUUACGACCCAUCGAAGGACCCACACUGGGGAGAAGCCAUACAAAUGCUUUGAGUGCGGAAGGAGUUUCAGUCAGAGUUCGCACCUUACUUUGCACCAACGUACUCACACUGGAGAGAAACCUUACCGGUGCUUUAUGUGCGAGAAGACUUUUAGCAAUAGAACCUACCUUAAUUGCCACGAAAGGACCCACACAGGGGAGAAACCCUACAAAUGCCUGGAGUGUGGAAAGAGCUUCAGCCAGAGCACAAGCCUUAGCAGCCAUAAAAAGAUUCACCGGGGGAGCGUCUCCCCAGAAAACAAACCAUAUAAAUGCACGGAGUGUGGAAAAAGCUUUAGCCACUCCAGUUCCCUCACUUCCCACAAGAGGAUCCACACGGGGGAGAAGCCAUACAAAUGCCCGGAGUGCGGAAAAAGCUUUCGACGCAAUACCGACCUUACCUCUCACAAAAGGGUCCACACCGGCGAGAAACCCUUCAAAUGUACGGAGUGCGGGAAGGGCUUCACCAUGAGCAGCAACCUGACGUUGCACAAACGGAUCCAUACUGGGGAGAAACCCUUUCAAUGCGUGGAGUGUGGAAAGAGCUUCAUUCAAAGGGGUCACCUCACUUGCCACAUGCGGAUCCACACUGGGGAGAAGCCAUAUAUGUGCGUGGAGUGUGGAAAAACUUUCAGGUGGAGCAGCCACCUGCCUAACCACAUGAGGAUCCACACGGGGGAGAAACCGUAUAAGUGCGUGGACUGCGGAAGGUGCUUCAGAGACCGUAGUGCCUUUCAGGCUCACCGGAGGAUCCACACGGGGGAGAAAUCUUUAAAGUGCACGGAAUGCGGGAAGACUUUCCGGGGCAGCACGGAUCUCACGAUCCAUAAAAGGAUCCACACCGGGGAGAAACCCUACAAAUGCCUGGAGUGUGGGAAGAGCUUCAUUCGAAGCAGUCACCUGUCCUCCCAUAAAAACAUCCACCCGGGAGAGAAGCCGUUUAAAUGUCUGGAGUGCGGAAAGAGCUUCACUCAAAGCUGUUACCUCACCUACCAUCAAAGGAUCCACACGGGAGAAAAACCCUACAAAUGUCUGGAGUGCGGGAAGGGCUUCAGCAGGAGCAGUCACCUUUCUUACCAUAGAAACAUCCACCACGGAGAGAAAGGCUAUAAAUGUCUGGAGUGUGGGAAAAGCUUCACUCAGAGCUGUUACCUUCUGUCCCAUAAAAGUAUCCACAUCAGGGAAAGCCCAUAAAAAUACUAGGAGUGUUCUGCAUCUUCUUGUCCUUACAUUAUUUUUGUAAGCUGACUUGAGUGUU
Messenger RNA from Protobothrops mucrosquamatus (brown spotted pit viper), 2161 nucleotides. Its product is annotated as zinc finger protein 665-like. NCBI's taxonomy places the organism in Eukaryota, Metazoa, Chordata, Lepidosauria, Squamata, Viperidae. Gene Ontology annotation, molecular function: RNA polymerase II cis-regulatory region sequence-specific DNA binding; DNA-binding transcription factor activity, RNA polymerase II-specific. Bases 1 to 2097 code for a protein of 698 amino acids. The record is from RefSeq and is a predicted model, not a curated record. Gene Ontology annotation, biological process: regulation of transcription by RNA polymerase II. The transcript is spliced from 3 exons.